This is a messenger RNA of Astyanax mexicanus (Mexican tetra), 3302 nucleotides long. RefSeq names its product Myb_DNA-bind_5 domain-containing protein. Gene Ontology annotation, cellular component: nucleus. The coding region runs from base 526 to 1560 and encodes 344 amino acids. The transcript has 5 exons. Lineage: Eukaryota; Metazoa; Chordata; Actinopteri; Characiformes; Acestrorhamphidae. The record is from RefSeq and is a predicted model, not a curated record.
CACACUGUAUACCUAGCUAAGUGUCUACCUACCUAGCAGGUAGUUUAACCAUGUUAAACCAAGUAUUUAAUUAAGGUGGACACCUAUAUCUUUCUGUUGCAUAUAUUUAGGCAAACAAAACACCACAGAAAAGUAUUUUUAGUAUCGUAUUUAUGGUUAUUUAACCCUUUAUCAGCUGUUUAGCUCUAGCUAAGCUGCUCUGUUACUGAUGGUUAGGUGCUCAACAGCGCCAUUUUUGAUCCAAUGUGGCCAGAAUGAGUAACUUCAGGCUGUCCGCGGAGGUGGGGGCGGCCGCACUGAGUCUGCGCAGCGCUGCUCCUCCGCUUUUCUACGAACUUUCUGGAUCUCUGGGCGCAAAUCUUACUCGCAGACAGGAUUUAGAGGUCUGAACUCAGAGACUGAAGUCUUGAGUCUCUCUCCUGGUGGAGUGUGUCCGGCACUGAUGGUGAACUGCUGCUGCUGCUCCACAUCUGAGGUGAGCUAACAAAGAAUCUGAGGAAGAACUGAAAUAUAAGCGCAUUAAUUAUGUCAUCUUCACUGUACCAGAGCCAGGAGAACACGGUCCGCUUCAAAAAGCGGAAAGCAAACUUUACUUUCAGUGAGGUUCACAUUCUUCUGGACGAAGUGCGGAAAAAUCGGCACAUCGUUGUGGGUAAGUAUAACUCGGGGGUUCCAUCAGACGCGAAGAGAAGAAAGUGGUCAGAGAUUACGGACAGAGUUAACGAGAUUGGCGAGUGUGACCGCGAGGUAGGUGAAAUCAUCAAGAAGUGGUCCGACCUCAAAUGCGACACCAAGCGCAAAAUAGCUGCAUUGCAUUCAGGCAACAUUCCGCAUGCAGCGCUUGCCCAGGCCGAGCUGUCCCCCACAGAGUGCAUCGUAGAGUCCAUCCUGGAACUGGACAAGAAACCGUGGGAGGCGGAGCUUCCUUCACGCUCUCGCAGCCGCAGCACGGAUCAGGACGGAGGCGGCAUUGAUGAUGAUGAUGACGCGGGGUUCUUGGGAAUGGGUUCUAUUCAAAGCUCCUCCAGCCUGGCUGCUGAUACAAAGACAAUGCCACCUCCAACAGGGGGCGCUACUGUUGAGGCACAGCAGGACCCUGCAAACAAUGCAGACGCAGAUUCUCGCAUGUUCGACUCGGACGAUGACAAAAUGUUUCCUUCUUCUUCUUUAUCAUCUUUAAAUAACUCGUUUAUUGAAGACGACGGGGCUUCUUUAGGUGCCAAUAUGGUGCAUGUCUCCUCUUCCACUAAUCAUGCACACAACCAACAGCAAGCCCCUCCUAUAUCAUCGGCAGAGUCGGACAGUGCUCGCGAGCUGUUAGCUCAGAAUGCUAGCCUGAGUGUGCAGGAGCAGCACACCACCAAUGCACUGCUGGGUACAGUGUCGCGCUCGCUGGAGCUGCUGGCCGAGUCGGUGCAGCAGUUGGCCGAGACGCAGCAGGAGUUUGUGCGCGAGUCGCUGCAGCUGCAGCGGGAAACGGUACAGGUGCUACGGGAGUUUGCCUCAGGAGCGCUAACGCUGCUGCAUGAAAAGGUCAACGGGAAACCGCCACUGUUGUAGAGAGGUUAAAGUGCUGUCGCUUAUUACAACCUCAUGGCAGGAUGGGACUCGAGCUGGACUAGCUGUUAAAUAGAGGAGCUGUGCUGCUGUAGAUUAACCGCUGUGUCUUUAAAGGAGUAAUUUGAGGAAGAAUCAAAUAUACACCAUCACUGCAACCCUCAACUCACAUGUAGUGGUGAAGCAAAGACAUUGUGGUGGUGUAAUAAAAAAGUUUGCUUCUGGAGCUUCAAGAUGGGCAAAAUAAUGAUAUGAUGAUCGCACUAUGCUUUUUUUUAGCAUAUUGCUAGCAUUGCUAGUAUCUGUGGAACACUAAAAAUGCAUGGUUUGAAAAUGGUAUAGAAAGAGCAUUAAUUGUCCUGUUUUAAUUGGAUUCAGUGCAGGAUUGUGUGUGUGUGUGUCUGGCUUGUCAAACCUAAGAAAUGCAAAAAUUGUGAAACUGCAUUUGAGCAGGAUAUUACACUAUUACAUCUUCCCCACCCUUAAUAAUGCCAAUGGUUUGAGAUGUUUUCACACCUAUAGUUCAUUAGCUGUAGUCUGGAUCAGUUAAUCAGUUGGAGCAUUUACACCUUGGUUUGUUUUUUGUUCUUACAAAGAAACAAAGAUAUUUUUCACCUAAUCGUAUUAUGUGCACAUGUUUUCAUGUGCGCAUGUUCUCUCUGCAUAUUGGUCAGAGCUGUCUGCGGUGGAAAUAAUAAAAAAAAAAUACAGGUAGAAGGUCCUGUGUUCUGGACUUUGUGUUCAGUCUAAUGUGAAGCAACAGCAGAGACAUAUAGUAUUUAUUAGUAACUGUAGUAAUUAAAUGAGUUAUAUACUAGGUGAUAGCACCUGCAUAGCUCAUUCCACUAUAAACUCCAAUGUUAAUUUGGCUCUGGACCCAGACCACCACCACCUCUCAAUUGUUCUUGUUCAGUUGAUUUGCUCUGCACCUGAAGGUGAUUACUGUACCACACAAAGGAGAAAAAUAAACCAGAGUCUGAUUAAACCCAACUUAUACUUAACUUAUACAUUACAAUUCCAUUGUGUUCAGCCAUAAAGGAAUUGUUCAUGCGAAAAAUCCGGUUUGCCCACCAGGUGCCCCAGAUUUGAUCAGCUAAUCAGCCAACGCAUGUUUGAGUGCAGAUUUUGCUCCUAUAGUUUUCAGCUUAAUAUAAGAAACCACAUAAAUGUUAUUUUCUUAUUUAACAUUAUUUAGCAACUCCACAUCUUUUUAGAAAAGUUUUUUUGUUGGCCAGUUAGCACCAUGCUAUGUAAUGCUAAUUUUAAUAUCAAUUUCCUCGUGGCUCCACUGCUAAAACUAAAGAACUAAUCUUCUCACACCAAACACGACUCGUCUGAUUAGCUACAUUCAGAGUAAAAGUCUUUUCUUUCAGUCUGCCUCUAUAACCCUUUAGGAUCUACUCUGUUUGACAGCUCCACUUUUUUGUUUUUAGAUGUUUUGGAAUGGAAAUUUAAUGACUGGAAAUCAGGACUCUAAUGAGCCAUAUAAUGUGUUCUGUACUGUUGCUAAUGUUUAUGGGCACUUUUAUAAAAAAAAAAAAAAAAAAAAACUACUUUGUUUUCUUGUCCAUAAUACAAAUUGUCAAAUUCACUUGUUUAAAUGACAGCUGUUUUGUUAAUUGAGGAGAAGUGGUUCUUUUGCAAAUCGCCAUUUGUUUAUUUUUUGUGUCAUAUAUAUAUAGCUAACAAAUUCACAGGCUGUAGGAUUGUUAAAUAUGUAAAUAAAAUGCCACAAUUUUAUAAUA